AGUAACUUUAAUGUAGUGAUUAAUAUUUUUUUCGUGAAUAGUUUAUUAAUCUAUUAUUAUCCUAAAAAUUAUGUUACUAUAAAAAUUUAAAAGUGGUGAUUCAAAUAAACCGCCAAAUUUGAACUGAUGAUUUCCGUUUUUUUAGCCAAUGAAAGAAUGUAAAUGGCCGUAUCCGGUUCUGUAAAAUUUGUCGGCUUUUCAAUGGAGAUGUUCAUUGUGGUGUCAACAGUUUACUAAACAUUUAUUUCGGGUUAUUUCUCCUAAUUAAUAAUUUCGAAACUUGCUGAUUAUAUCUCUCUUAUAAUAGAGAGAUAUUUAUAUACUUUGGAGUUUUCCUAAUACUAGUGAUAAAAUGCCCUCAGCGGCUAGUGUCAAGAUUGACAAGCAAAUUAGCCCGGAAAAUGCAUUAGCAGAUUCUACCCAAAAUUUAACACCCGUUAGGCAAGCUAUAACUAUUAUUGAACAUAAAAUUAGGAAUUUGGAAAAGAGAAAGUCAAAAUUAGAAUCGUAUCAGGAAUUACAAAAGGCCGGAAAAGAACUGAACGCCGAUCAAAAGACUGCAGUGGCGAAAUUCAACGAAGUGAUUAGCACGUUAGAUUUCGCUAGAGAUUUAUGUAAACAGUUCCUAGGUAUCGCCGUGUCCACCGAAAAGGAAGCGAAAAAGAAUGCGAAAAAAGAGGCGGCCGCGAAAUACCAAGCCGAAUUGGCGAGGCUGAGGGAAAUCUUGCUGGUGCAGGACGCCCUUAACCAAAUGGGAAACGAAAAUGUUAGAGAGGAUUUUUUGCAAGGACGAAACGGAGCUGCUCAAUUAAGUGAAACGGAUCUAAAAUUAUUGGACGACCUUUAUCCCGCCGUGACUCCGAAACAUGAAGCAGGCAACGCUACGGCCUUCAUGAAUGAGGUGCAAGCGGCCGCCGAACAUCUUUUGGCAGCCGUUGACGGCAAACCGAAAGAAGUAUUUGGCGGUACCUACACCCAGAUCAAGGAAAUAUUAGGAAAAAUCCACGAGAGCGGGUAUUUCGAUCAAACGCAGCAGGUGUUUGAGGAAUACGUCGAAGCCGAACUGGUACCCGAACCGGAGCCCGUGGUACCCGAGGAACCGCUAAACAACAGUAACGAAGUUGUCGAGUUAUCGCCGUCGCCCACUCAACAACCUCCGCUGGAAGCGCCUCCGGCGGCGAUACCGACGCACGCUCUACCGCUCAUCGAAACUUUGACAAUAGAAAGCAGAACUACCAUCCACCAACAACCGCCUCCGACGGUGGUGGAACAACAACCACCGCCGCCGCCCGCGUUGGAACAGGGCAUGAAUCCGGAAUCGAACAUUUUUUAUCAGCAACUACCUCAACAGCAUCCGCCUCCGCCGCAACCGCCUGUCCAGCCCCAACCUCCGAGGCCUAUAACGGAGAUGUUGGGCACCGGAAGCUUCUUCUUCUUGCAGGAAUCUGAAAUCGACCCUCCCGAACAAAUAACCACUCAAACAUUCACGAACCAAAACUUCGGCGCGCAUCAGCCCCAUCCCGUUCCUUUGCCGCCGCACUUCGCGUCGAUACCCAACAAUCUGACAGCCGCCAACCAUCAAGUACCCCAGAUGCAGAUCGGCAACAACGGAAUUGACGAAUCGCUCCGAUCCGAGGAGCCCAUCCAGCUGGGCAAAGAAGCCCCGCCAGCGAACAGAGGCCCGCCCCGGCCCGCCGCCGCCAACCAAUCAUACUACCAAAACAACGGCUACAACCGCCCCCGACAAAACCAGAACAGAAGCUCCAGCGGUCCCCGGCCCACCGCCGCUACUAACAGGCAUGCAUAACUAAUGGGGAACGUCAAAUUCAACAUUUUUGGUUAGUGUCCCCCCCCGACCCUCUCCCCGGUAUGCAUGAUAUUAAGUUAUCUAUCGUUCUGUUAUGUAUUUUUUUAUUUAACUUAUAAGUCAAAGUACGAAUUUUUCACUUAUUAUGUUUAACCGUGAAACAUAAAUAACCUCAAAGGAGUGGUCCGAUCGUUCGGUUUUGGCAACGUCGCGUCCGGUGGUUUGCAGCGAUGGUACGUCGGAAAAUAAUAAUCGGGACUUAACCGCUUUUACCGCUUCUCGUUUUUAAUCGUUCUGCCUUGUAGUCAGUAUUUCGCGAAUCCUCGAAUUGUUGGUUUGCAUAAAAAUGCAGCGGUGAACGAAAAAUUUCCUCCCGUUUUCUUUACACUACCUUUAACCAGCAAAACAAUAAUUACUUCCGCAUUUGUACAUACUGUAUUAUAAACAGAAAUUCCAAGCAAAGAAUAAUUUAAAACCGUCAAAAAACCGCCUUAAAACAGAUUUUAAUAUCUCACACUAACGUUACAUUUGUGCCUAACGUUUUAAUAAAAAAAUGUAACUAACUGUAAACUCUUCCAAAGGAGUUAUCUUGAGUUUUGCUGCAAACAUGUAAUAAUUUCUUUAAUGACACAGAAUUUAAUGUGAAGUAUAAUGUAAAGAAAGGAAAAUAUCAGUCAAAAACUGCUUUAAAACAAUAUUUUAUAAUUCACACUAAUGAUAGAACAUUUAAAUGUGGCAUUGUUCCAAACGGUUCAAUAAAAUAAUGAGGCUUACAACACACACUGUUAAAGUGUUACAUUUGUGCCUAAAGUUGUAUUAGAAAAAUUGAUUACAGAAACUUUGCAGCUGCAGUUCCAAAGGAUUUACCCUGAAUUCUUGCUGCAAGAGCAUUUAAAUUCUCACUAAUGAAAAAUAAUGUAAUCAACAUUAGUUGAGAAAGUUUAAUUUUGUAUUACAGCCAUAGAAAAUCAUUUAAAUACACAAACUAAUGAAAAAAUAAGUUGCACAAAUGAACUGUAACCUUUGCUUUAAAGUAUUUAUUCUGAGUCUUGUUUCAAGGAUGUUUAAUAAUGCACACUAAUGAAAAACUAUUUAAAUGUGACAUUUAUUCCAAAAAAUGUAUUCAGAAGUAUAACUUGAUGGAUAAUAAUUAAAAACGUUUUAAAUUUGAGGAAUUUAACAUCUUAAUCUCAGCUACAAUUAAUAAGUCACACUAAUUUAUUCUAUUUAUUUAAUAAAAAAUGGCUUAUACUAGGAACAAUAAUAAUUUACACUAAUUAUAAGCAAGUAUGACACUUAUUCCAAAUUCAAAUGUAUACAGAAACAUUUAAUUAACUUUCACUAAUAAAAAAAGUAUUUUCCUUACGUUUUAGUAAAAAAUGUGGCUUAUACAAACAUUUAAUGAGUCACACUAAUUAAAAACCCUUUAUGUGUGACAAUUAUUCUGACGAAAUUAAUGCCUGCUGUCUAAUGUACAGAAACAUUUAAUAAUUCACUAGUGAAAGAUCAAAAUUUGUUCCAAAGACUUUUCUUUACUGGGAUAAUAAAAAGUUUGUGUGAUAUUUAAUGUCACACUAAUUAAACGAGCAUUCCUAGUGUAACAUUUGUUCCUAUUUUUAUAUAAAGUGACUUACAGAAACAAUUUUAAUGAGAACACUGCACAACUGUAACAUUUGUUAUGAAGAAUUUAAUUUAAAAGUCUAAUGUACAUAAAUAUUUAAUAAGUCACAAUAAUGAACGUAUUUUACACUUUAUUUGGAAAAAAUAAAUACUGUGACAUAAUGAAAAACGUUUGAAGGUUGUGUGAUAGUUAAUAUUUUAAAAUCGCUGCUACAGACAUGUUUAAUAAGUCACACUAACUAAGACAUUCCUAAAGUUUUAAUAAAAAAUGUGGCUUACUGCAAUAUUUAAUAAGUCACACUGUCCAGUGUGACAUUUUAAUAAAAAGAAUUUUUGCUAUUUGAUUAAAUGACUGUUUAGGAUCUAAAUGGAUUAAAUAAAGACACCUAAACUGUCUAAAAUUUGUGUGAAAGCAUAGUUGAUGCUCUAAAACUGUUCGUAUCGAAAAAAAGUUUGUAGAAAACGAGGAAAUUACGAUCACACUCGCUGUGCGUAUUUUAUUUAGGAGUUAACGUAUCAUCGCUGCAAUAUUUAGUCAAUUGAAGGAUGCA
Molecule: messenger RNA, 3978 nt
Organism: Psylliodes chrysocephalus
Lineage: Eukaryota; Metazoa; Arthropoda; Insecta; Coleoptera; Chrysomelidae
Source: the annotation of a GenBank genome assembly